AUGUCGCCCGUCAUUAGACUCGAUGCCCCCCAGCACCCCUUGACUGCCGUAACAAUCUUCAAGUCUUCCAAGGCUGAGAUCGUGCGGUCGUUCAAGCAGACUUUCCAGGAAGGCCAAAAUAAAGUCGAAAUCUUCAACCUUCCAGGAUCCAUCGACACCGAAUCCGCUCGCAUCAAUAUUACCGGCCUCAGUGACCUCCAGCUCUUCGACGUCGUCUGCACAAAACCGAAAUCAUACAUCUCCGGCGUCACUGCCAGCGCUUCCACCUUCGAAUCCAUCCGCAUUCUCGAAGCCAAAAAGUCCGCCCUAGUGGCUGAGAGGGACACCAUCUCUUCCGCCAAGACGUUUCUUGAAAGUUAUUCUAAGACGUUGAAAGGUGAGGAUAUCAGUCCGGAGCAGGCAGAAGGUUUUCUGGACACGUAUGUGAAGAGGGCAAGGAAGCUUGUUCAAGAGGGUGCAGAGCUUCAGGAGCAGAUACAGAAGAUAGAGCAGAAGAUCCAGAAGGAGAGGGACGAGAGGAAUAAGAGGAAGGGGAGUAUGGACGGGACGGUGAAUAUUGUGGUCAUGGCGAAAAGGCAGACGGAGGCGGAGUUCAAGUUGACCUACAUCGCCCAUGGCGCGUCUUGGACUCCGAGCUACGAACUGCAUGCUACGACCGACUCGGGCAGGCCUGCUUCUUCAGUUUCUCUCCACUACCGCGCCAGCAUAACUCAGACGACCGGCGAAGACUGGUCCGACGUACCCCUCACGCUCUCCACGGCCUCCAUGGACAACGCCGACCAGCGCGUCCCUGAGAUUCAGGCAUUACGCAUUCGACCUCCUGUUACUGAACUUCGUGUGCGAUCAUCACCACCGCAUCCGGCAAUGCGUGUUCGUAUGGCCUCGAGAGGUGCAACGCGCUCUGCCACCUUUCCACUCCCUGAUAGUUCGAAUGGAGGCUCUUAUCCUGAAAACUGGGACGAAGAUGAUGACGAAGAAGGCGAGCCUGGUGCCCCUGAGGGUGAUUCGACGCCUGCCAGCACGGUGAUCAACGAGAGUCCUUUGUCGCUCUCGUAUACUGUGGAAGGACGGUCUAGCAUUCCGACGGAUGGCGUGGCUCAUAAGGUAUCUGUGGCCAUACUGAAGUUUGAGGCGAAGGUUAUGCACGUUGCAGUACCCCGUGUCCGGGCACAAGCGUACUUACAGGCACAAGUCGUGAACAAUAGUGACUUUAGGCUAUUACCAGGCCCUGUCACGAUUCUAAUGAACGACAGCUACGUUUCCAAGACGUCCAUCCAGGACAUUGCCCCAGGCGACUCAUUCGACUGCACCUUUGGUCCCGACACUUCCACCAGAAUUAGCUACACUCGCAGCGUCAAGCGUUCCAUGGCAGCCGCUAGCGCCUUCACCGAGCAAUACACGACGACGACAUACAUAUCUGUCAUCAAGGUCCAUAAUCGCCAUGCCUUUACCAUCGACAAGAUCGUUUUACGGGACGCGCUCGCGGUUUCAGACGACGAGACAAAGGUGAAAGUACUGUUGAAGAAGCCUCAGUCUCUUCUUGACGAACAGGACAGUUCAGAAGAUCAGGAGGUCGAAGGUCUAGAGAAGGGCAUCGCUAGAUGGCGGGAUACAAUUGAUGAGAAGGGUGGAAAGAAGGACGGGUUGUUUGAAUGGAUUUGUGAGGGACUAGAGGCCGGAAAGGAGAUUAGUCUGGAGACGGUGUGGGAUGUCAGGGCACCGGCUGAUGUGAAGUGGGUGGAGAGUUAG
Stereum hirsutum FP-91666 SS1 is the source of this 1749-nucleotide messenger RNA. RefSeq lists its product as uncharacterized. The record is from RefSeq and is a predicted model, not a curated record. NCBI's taxonomy places the organism in Eukaryota, Fungi, Basidiomycota, Agaricomycetes, Russulales, Stereaceae. The transcript has 5 exons. Bases 1 to 1749 code for a protein of 582 amino acids.